This is a messenger RNA of Pediculus humanus corporis (human body louse), 366 nucleotides long. RefSeq lists its product as uncharacterized. The coding region runs from base 1 to 366 and encodes 121 amino acids. Lineage: Eukaryota; Metazoa; Arthropoda; Insecta; Psocodea; Pediculidae. Gene Ontology annotation, cellular component: plasma membrane. The transcript has 3 exons. The record is from RefSeq and is a predicted model, not a curated record. Gene Ontology annotation, biological process: cellular response to mechanical stimulus; detection of mechanical stimulus; regulation of membrane potential. Gene Ontology annotation, molecular function: mechanosensitive monoatomic ion channel activity; monoatomic cation channel activity.
AUGUUCACGUUUAACGAUAAAGCAUUUCCGGCAACUCUCAGUUUCAUAUCCGGAAAAGGAAUCAUCGGACUUUACGUUUCCAUCGUAUUCGUCAUGUGGACUUUGGUCCGAGGAUUUUUCACCGGAAUCUCAUUUAAAAUCAUGUUUGACGACAUGCCCAACGUCGAUCGCAUUUUGCAGUUAUGCCUCGACAUAUAUUUAGUAAGAGAAAGUAACGAAUUUGCUCUCGAAGAAGAUUUAUUCGCCAAAUUGGUUUUCCUAUAUCGAUCACCGGAAACGAUAAUUAAAUGGACGAAAGAAAGGAGAGAAAUCGAAGACGAUGAAGAUGGCGCCGAUGGUAGUCAAUUACCCUGGGUCGAAAAUUAA